AUGCCUGAUUAUAGAGCCAACAAACCACAACCUAAUACCUGUACCUUUCUCUGUCACGAUGUCCGAUUAUUAAACGAACCAAUUUGUACCGUAACAACGAAGAAAACACUUACUGAUCAACCAUUCUGGUGGCACAACGAACGAGAGUCAGAUUAUUUUGACCUUCCAAGUUAUUCUAAUGAUACUAGCUAUCGUAAAGAUUUUCAGUAUCGAAAAGAUCGAUGGCCACCUGCUUCAACUCGUCAUGCCUCAAACCCAAAUACAGAUUGGGCUUAUGGAAUAGUGCCUGUCAAUCAACUAGGAGGUAGAAAACAUAAACAUCGAUUAUUUACAGAGAAAAUGUCUUAUGAACAUCAGUAUAGCAGUCGAAAUAAUCCUAAUUAUCCUAAUCGUGGUCAGCGCCAAGGCCAUUUUGUUUGGAAUGAAAUGAAAGGAGACAAACUACAAAAUUUUAUUGAUUUUCAUCAAAGUUUAAACGAAAUGCAGGACAACGAAAAAGGUCAAAAGAAAUCAUCGAUUAAACCAACAACGAAUUCCAUUCAUUUCAAUGAUGUUCCAGAAACACUGCCAGCAGUAAUGAGAGAAACUGAACAAGUCUGUCAAUCAAAACUACCGGCAGGUCAACUAGAGAAUAACGUAGGUCACCCCAAUGGUGCAUCUGAUUACCCCAAUACUGUUGAAUAUCAGAAUGGGGUUUCAGAGUACACUAACAGGGCCUCAGGAAACACCAGCAUGCCUUUGGAAUACCCCCAAAACCCAUCAGAUAAUUCAAAUAAUAAUGCACCGAUAUAUUAUCAACCUAAUGAAGAAAUAGAGUGGAAAUUACCUCAGAAAAAUCCACAUGGGGUUUCAGAGUUCACUAAAGGGGCCUUAGGAAAUCCCAGUAUGCCUUUAGAAUACACCCAAAACCCAUCAGAUGAUUCGAAUAAUACUGCACCGAUAUAUUAUCAACCUAAUGAAGAAAUAGAGUGGCAAUUACCUCGUUCUUUUUCCAAGUAA
Messenger RNA from Lottia gigantea (owl limpet), 999 nucleotides. RefSeq lists its product as hypothetical. The record is from RefSeq and is a predicted model, not a curated record. The coding region runs from base 1 to 999 and encodes 332 amino acids. The transcript has 3 exons. NCBI's taxonomy places the organism in Eukaryota, Metazoa, Mollusca, Gastropoda, Lottiidae.